AUGUCAUAUUCUCGUCUUCAUGAUACAGCUCACACUAACCAUGUACAUCAUGAGUUAAAUCAGAAACAGCAUAGUCCACACACAGAACAACAUCUACGACAUCCGCAUUAUCCAAAAAUUCCACAAAACUCUUUAUCAUCGUCAUCACCACCGACAUCAAUACAUCAUCAUCAUCGUCAUGACCCACAUCAUUCACAACAUUUUCAUUCAAAUCGUUUACAUUCUUCUUCACUUCAUAAUUCGCAACAACAUUUGGAACAUCGUGCACCGUGUCUACCGUCUAGACCAACAUCUCGAAUUAGACAUAAUAAAGCCUCCUCUCUUAAUGGCUCAAUUCGUAGUGAUGGUUCCAUGAAUGAUGACUCACAAACUGAUAAGAUCGGUUUUAAAUCGAGUGAAUUAGUGGUAGAUGAAACUGGAUCACAGAAAGAUGUUAUAGACGAGUUAGAUGCUGAGACUAGAAGUGAUCUGAAAAGACAGAAAAAACGUGGAAUAUUUCCAAAAGUUGCUACAAACAUUAUGAGAGCAUGGCUUUUUCAGCAUUUAACACAUCCUUAUCCCUCUGAAGAACAGAAAAAGCAACUGGCUCAAGAUACUGGUUUAACGAUCUUACAAGUAAACAACUGGUUCAUUAAUGCCCGUCGAAGGAUUGUACAACCUAUGAUCGACCAGUCUAAUAGAACAGGUCCUCAUGGUUAUUCAGUCACAGAAAAUAUACCUUCAUGUAUGGAUUAUAUUGAAGGUGCUCCACCAUAUUCAGCCUAUACCAGGGCAGCUCAAGCUGCGGCAGCCGCGGUCGCUGGAUUCUCAAAUCAUCCAACAACUAACGAUGUUUACUUAGCAGCUGCUGCAGCUGCUGCAGCUUCAGUUGGUUUCAGUAAUGUUGUUGGAAAUGAUUCAUCAAAUCAAGAUCAUCUGAAUCAUUUCCCUAGUGGUAACCAUAGUAACCAAUGUGUUGGUGGAACCCCACCUAAAGCUAAUUCAAUGGAUUCGCUUAUGAUACCAACAGAUUAUAGACUUUCAGAUAGUAUUCACAGCACAAAUAACCGUUUGCCGCAUUCAUUAUAUUCAGAUGACAUGAAUGAGACGCCAACAAACUUAUCCUCCUCUCUGUCAACAACUUGUAGCGUGUUUACAAAUAAUCCAUUCAAUAGUACUGGUGCAGACUGUGCAACACUGAAUAGUGCAUAUAGUAACAGUGAUCCGAAUCGCAAUCAUCAUUAUCAGCAUCAGAAUAACAACAGUAAUAGUAUUGGUUAUCCGAUUGGGAUGCCGUAUUACCAUUCAUUUGACUCACGGAACGGAUAUCCAUUGAACAACCUUUCAUAUAGUAAUUACAGCUCAAACAAUUCGGCCAUUUCCAGUCAAUUUGAUUUACUUUCUACGCUACCGACUAAUCACACUUCUAAUCUAAUAUCAUCGCAUUGUAAUGUAACACAAGCCACACCAACAGCGUACUCACCGAGAAGUCAUCGUAUAAAUGAUACGGACGGUAGUAAUAGUGGUAUGAUUCAUGCUGAAGAUCUUUUGGUCCCGAAUAUGCUCAACACUGCUAAUCCCAACGCAGUAAUUCACAAUAGUACUAUAUCCAAUGACUCCAUUAUGGGAACAAAUUCAUUGAUAACCGCAUCCUUUUCACUAAUAGCUAGUAGAAAUGAUAACGAGGACGAUGUGGAUGAAGUUGAAAAGAUAAGCAUGAAAUCCUCUCGUUUAGGUGUAAACAGUCCAACAAAAUGA
Messenger RNA from Heterobilharzia americana, 1737 nucleotides. NCBI's taxonomy places the organism in Eukaryota, Metazoa, Platyhelminthes, Trematoda, Strigeidida, Schistosomatidae. The record is from the annotation of a GenBank genome assembly.